This is a messenger RNA of Strigops habroptila (Kakapo), 745 nucleotides long. RefSeq names its product cysteine-rich venom protein TEL1-like. Gene Ontology annotation, cellular component: extracellular region. Bases 5 to 745 code for a protein of 246 amino acids. The transcript is spliced from 7 exons. NCBI's taxonomy places the organism in Eukaryota, Metazoa, Chordata, Aves, Psittaciformes, Psittacidae. The record is from RefSeq and is a predicted model, not a curated record.
AGAAAUGGAUCUACUAACUGCAAUAAUUUUCCUGGCUGCAUUGCUGCACCAAUCUGAUGGGCAGGAUGUAAAGUAUAAACAAGUGGACGUUUCCUCCUUUUCUCAUUUUUCAUUUCAAAACCAAAAAGAUAUCCUUGAGCGACACAAUGAAAUACGGAGAUCUGUAGUUCCCACAGCCAGGAACAUGCUGAAAAUGGUGUGGAGUGAGAAAGCUGCCAGAAAUGCUCAGAAAUGGGCAAAUAGGUGUGAGAUGAAAAUCAGCCCAAAAGAUCAGAGAAUCAUUAAUGGUGCCACCUGUGGUGAGAAUGUAUUACUAUCAUCUUACCCAAGAACAUGGUCUGAAGUAAUUCAAGUCUGGAACAGUCAGUCCUCCAAUUUCAAGUACGGAUACGGAGCAACCACAAAAAAUGUCAAUAUCGAGAGCUAUACCCAGCUAAUCUGGUACAACAGUUACCAGAUUGGAUGUGCAGUUGCCUACUGUCCUAUGAACCCGUUCAACUACUUUUAUGUUUGCCAAUACUGUCCUCCAGGAAAUAAUGCAAUGCAAAUAGCUACACCUUACAGAAGCGGACCAAAAUGUGCAGAAUGCCCUGGCCAUUGUGACAGAGGACUUUGCACCAAUCCUUGCAAGUAUCAAGACUUCUUUGGAAACUGCAGAAAUCUGAAGAUGUUGUUUAGCUGUAACCAUUCACUGGUGAAGGCAAAGUGUCCUGCUACCUGUGGUUGUACCACUCAAAUCAUAUAA